Hypomesus transpacificus is the source of this 1781-nucleotide messenger RNA. It is a transcript of the gene stx2b, whose product is annotated as syntaxin 2b. The record is from RefSeq and is a predicted model, not a curated record. NCBI's taxonomy places the organism in Eukaryota, Metazoa, Chordata, Actinopteri, Osmeriformes, Osmeridae. Gene Ontology annotation, biological process: exocytosis; synaptic vesicle fusion to presynaptic active zone membrane; intracellular protein transport. Gene Ontology annotation, cellular component: synaptic vesicle; SNARE complex; presynaptic active zone membrane. Gene Ontology annotation, molecular function: SNARE binding; SNAP receptor activity.
AUGAAGGAUCGACUGGAUGAAUUAUCAGUGAACAGAAAGCCAAGUCGGACGAGGAACGUUACGGUCACAGUCGACCAAGAUGGAUUUAUGGAAUUAUUUUUUAGGAGGGUGGAGGAGGUUAGAGGACUCAUUGAUGAUAUCUCCAUUCAAGUGGAAGAGGUGAGAAAACAGCACAGCAUGAUCCUGUCUGCACCCAACCCCGAUGACAGGACAAAAGAGGAACUUGACCAGCUGACCAAUGAGAUAAAAAAGAAUGCCAACUUUGUGCAAGCAAAAUUAAAAUCCAUGGAGCAGAGCCUUCCCAAGGACAACAACAUCAACAGAAGCUCAGUGGAUUUCCGCAUCCAGAAGACCCAGCACACUGUUUUGUCCCGGAAGUUUGUCGAGGUCAUGACCCAGUACAACGAGACACAAGUGUCCUUUCGGGAAAGGACCAAAACAAGAAUCCGGAGACAGCUGGAGAUAACUGGAAAAGUGACAAGCAAUGAGGAGCUGGAGGACAUGCUGGAGAGUGGCAAGCCAUGGGAAUCAAUAUUCACAUCAGAUAUCAUCUCAGACUCUCAGAUCACCCGUCAGGCCUUGACCGAGAUUGAGUCACGACAUCAGGACAUCAAGCGUCUGGAGCGCAGCAUCAGGGAGCUCCACACCAUGUUUACAGACAUGGGCAUGUUGGUGGAGACGCAGGGGGAUAUGGUCAACAACAUUGAGAAGAAUGUACGCAAUGCGAAAGAAUACAUCCACAAAGCUAAAGAAGAGACAAAAAAAGCAAUAAGAUAUCAGAAGAAAUCCCACAGGAAAUACGCGCUGAUGGCCUUGGCUCUGUUGGGCCUGCUUGCUGUCAUUGCACUAAUUGUUGGCCUGUCUGUUGGGACUAACCAAAACACCUGUGUAGGUCUCACGUUGCCUCUCUUCCACAGAAACAUCUCUACCUUACCAUAUGUGUAGUAGUGUGCAUUCUGCUACUCAUCAUUAUCGUAGGAAUCUUUGAGUGACAGAGUGACCUCAGCGUUAGUCAUCAGAGGACAAAUACAGCUCUGUCAAGCCUCCUCCAGCCUCCAGACAAUUCACAACGACAGUGAUACAUCUGGCAAGGAGCAUUUGUUUGAUUCAUCUGCAUCGACUAAGAUUACCUUAUACUAUGGGCUGCAUUGUACUGACUCAGACAGUGAUUUGGGGUGUGACCUCAAAUCAAAGCAGACACACAACCCAGAAAUGGUCUCGUUUCAUAUGACGUAUGUCAUGACGUAUGUCAUAUGAAGUCCUAGGAAAAUCCCUUAGAGAUACUAAGGUAAAAUUGUAUAUGCCAAAGACAAUGGCUAUUUGUAUUUAUGUUGUAUGUCAUUUAAAGCCAUUAUAGCAGGUUAAGAUAACACAUUUUGGAAAGUUUCAAUCCCUGUUUUAUAUACAAAAAUGUUUACAAUCGUUUUUCUUUCUAAUUAUCACGACUGAUGUUGGUGUAAAUAGACUAUUUUAAAUUGCUUUUUGUUAAAUUCGUAGGUAGUUUUGAUGCUAAUAGACUAAUUUUAAUUAGGCAGGGGUGUUGGGGAUAAAAUGUUGUUUGUAAUAUGCAUUUCUGUGAACUACUGUAAUGUCCUGGUUCAUGUUUAUGUUGAUUGUGUGACUGUGCAUGCAUGAAUUUGGACUUUCUAUUACUUCUAACUUGACUUACCUCCUGUCUACACAACAUUGUUAUUUUGUACAGUUAUAUUACACUUGGUCUUUCAUGUUAUGACACUGUGACUGAUUGGGGACUUCCACUGAUUAACAAUAAAGACAAUUUG